Messenger RNA from Bursaphelenchus okinawaensis, 2889 nucleotides. NCBI's taxonomy places the organism in Eukaryota, Metazoa, Nematoda, Chromadorea, Rhabditida, Aphelenchoididae. The record is from the annotation of a GenBank genome assembly.
AUGCCACAAAUCCAACAACGUCCUCAAUUUUUAAAAAACCGAAGAAAGAAUGUGUUUAUAUGGACCAAAAAGGUAUUAAUUUAUGAAAAUUUAUAUUGGAAAAAAUUACUUUUUUAUAUGGAAUAUUAUUAUAGGCUAAAAGUAAAGUUUAUGGAAAAGACACGUUAGUACGAUGCGUAUUUUACGUUUUUUGUUUUGAUUAUUAGAGAUUUAAAAAAAUAAAAAUUGUGGAAAAAAUAUUUCAAUUUUAAAAAAAUUUAAAUGCAUUUGAAAAAUUAAGCUUUUCGAAUAAGCGAUUUUUCAAAUAAUUCUGUGCCCUACUUCAACUAAAAUUUUUAGGGCUAGAGGCUCAGAAUUAUUUGAACAACUCAAUAGUUGAACCGGGCUUUCCUUAUGUUAAAGACAGCGGAAGCAUGACUAAAAGAAAACACGUCUUAUUACUUUAAUGUGACACUUAAAAUAACAUAUAUUUUUACGAUAACAAGAUUUUCCCUUAUUUUUACGUGAAAAAUCACAUAAAUUAGGAUGCGUUCUUUAAUUAGCAACGUUUGCAAAACAAAUCAGGACUUGUUUUGGAAGCAGAAGAAUGUAAAACUCUUUGUUUACACUUUGAAAACAGUAAAAGUAAAUUGUAAUUUAUAGGUUUUUGGGAGGAAAAAUUGAAAAAUGUGCUUUUUUGGAUGAAAAGAUUGUAAAAUUUAUUGUUUUUUUAAGUAAAACAAAGUUUAGUAGAAAAUCAACUUAAAUUGAAAAAAAGUAUAUUGUGCAGCUUUAGAAAAAUGUAUAAUUGUACUGAUACACACUAUAAAAUCUUUAAAAAAGACUUUUUAAAACAAGUUCAAGACCUCAAAAAUAAAAAAAAUGAUUUUCAUGUUAAGUUUUUAAUUAAAAUCUCUUAAAUUUCAGCGUCUGCGAACAGAAAACCGUCUUCUACGCCAACGAAUUGACUAUCUCGAACACGAAUCCUCCGCUUUGGCUGAUCGGCUGGUCCGAGGACAAGUAGACUUGGCACAACAAGCCGACAACUGCCUCAACAUCUCUCAUGAACUUCACGUACUUAGAGACAUCAACACUGAUGCUCACAGACGACUGGAAGAAGCCUUUGAAACGAUACGACAAUUGUCAUCGAAGAAUAAGGCUGAACAAGGUCUAACUGACACAGCAACACAGGUUGAUGACACUUCUAUGAUCGAACAUAUUCAUCAACUUCAACAAGAACUAAUCGAAGCUCACACCAAGAAGAGCGACUUGGAAAGCUCGGUUCGGGAGCUGAAGUUGAGGGUUCAGGUAAGGGAUUUGAAAUUUUGGGAAGUUAGAUAGCUUUGAUUCUUUUUACAAUUUGAUUUUUUUGGCCAAAAGUAGGUGAUAUUAGGAAAAAAAAUAUUUUUAUGUAGGUACAACCUAUAGUGAAAAGUUUACAAAAAAUAUUGUGUAAUUUACAAUUUGUAAUUUUCAGGAGCUGGAAUCGUCCAAUAAACGCCUCCGAGAAUCCCCACCAGAUGGCGGUGUAGCAGCCCUACAAGAAGAGCUCAUUAGGGUCAAAAUGCGAGAAGCCGAAGCCGCGUUAUCAUUGAAAGAAAUGCGACAACGAAUCCAGGAGCUGGAGAAUCAUUGGAUGGUAAGAUUUUUUUAUUUAAAAAAGUUUUUUUUAAAUCAUAAGACAAGUAGUUGUGCCGUAUUUUACCUAACUCCUUAUAUUUCAGCGGUACCAAGAAGCCAGAACCAAGACCGAAGCCCAAUCACCCACAAGUCCAAACGCCUCAACAGAUGCUCCAAACACGUCGGCCGAUUCCACCACCUCUACCUCCAGCAAUCCACUAUCAGCCAGAAAUAGGCUAGCCAAACUGACAGCCGGUUGGAUGGGUGGAUCAGCCUCAAACGAAGCCGAGCCAAGCCUAAAAGAACUCGAGGAACAGAUCAUGGGCUUACGGAUCAGAGAGGCCGACAUGAAUGUGGAGCUACAGGAAAUGAGCCAGAAGGUAAUGGAGCUAGAAACCCAGAAUCAUGUCUGUUCGAAUCAACUAAAACGUCAAGAUGAAGAACUGAAGCGUGUGACAGAAGAGCGGGACAUGCUGAAUAAGACAGAACAAGAAAUGAGUGGAAAGGUCAAGGAUUUGGAACACAAGUUGUUGGCCGCUGAGUCAGAAAUGAAGGAAAAGAAUGUCAUGCAAAGGCUAAAGUACACCGAAGCCUUGCAGAACAUCAGCGAUUUGAAACAACAUAUCGCUCAGUUGGAGUCAAAGGUAUGGUUUUGAAGGUAUUUUUAAUAAAAAUCUACAAUUUUAGGUAUGAAAAAUUUAUUUCAUAUUCAAAAAUCGUUGAUUUUAAAUAUGAAUAACAUUUUUAAUUUAGAACGCCGAAAAGUUUGCGACAGCUCAACUACGAGGACUAGUGGAUAUGGACGAGGAUUCGGUAAGGAUUUUGAAAAAAAAGUUUUAUAAUAGGUAUAUCAGGAUUAAAAUGGCUUUAAAGGGGCUGGAAAAGUUUUGUUUAUCUUCUUGUAGACCUACAGCUAAUUAUCGAUAGUAAGUCGAGACUUUACUGGAUAGUAAAAAUGAAAUUUUUACGUUGUCUAGCUAAUUUUUGAUGCCUAAAGAUUAGUUUAAGACUGAAAAUUAUUUUUCUCAUUUUCAGAUAGCCUCAAACCGCUCCAACGGCUCACUGGGCGACGCUACAUCCAUCAACAGCGAGGAGAUGUCAGCGUUUUUGGCUGAAGUGACACUACGUCAUUCGAACGCCCCAACCAACUCGGAUUCGUUGUUGGAUGAGACUGACGAAGAAGACGAACGAGGCGAUGAAAAGAAGAGAAAGUCUACCAAGCCACAGAAGAAGAAUCACGAAGACACGGCGGAUUCUGGACUUGAUGGUGUACAUUUGAGUGAUAAUUAA